AUGCAAAAUCUGACCGAGAAUCCAGGAAACUCAACAGCCAACGCAGACCUGAUAAUAGCAAUAAAAAUCUCUAUUGUCCUCCCCCUUUUCUUCGUCUUCCUCUACUUCAUCGUCCUGAUGCUGCACACCCUGGCGUCACAGAGGCAGUUCUGGGAGAACCCGCGCUACAUCCUCUUCGGCUACAUGCUGAUCAACGACACCCUGCUGGUGGUGUGCACCGUCCUGCUCUUCCUCCUCUACCUUGCUGAGUUUCGGUUUUCCUACGUCCUCUGCAUGACCCUGAUCUUCGUCUCCACCGUCACCUUCCAGAACACGCCGUUCAUCCUGGCGACCAUGUCGCUGGAGCGCUACGUCGCCAUCUUCUACCCACUGCGGCGCCCCGCCGCCUGGCGAGCCGAUCGCAUUUGGGCCGUCAUCCUGCCCACACUGCUCGUCAGCUUGGCGGUGCCCAUCAUCGAGCUGUGCCUGGGCGGGCGCUCCCCGGGGGCCAGCGCCCUCACCACCCUGGUGCUCUGCCGGAGCAAUGAGCUCAACAGCUCGCCGCUCCUCACGCUGGUCAAGAUCUCGCUGUACGGCGUCUUUUUCCUGGCGGUGGCCCUGGCCAUUUUCUUCACGUACGUGCGCAUCCUGCGGGAGGCGCGGCGCAUGUGGCGGGACCAGGCGGCGGUGGGCAAGGCGCUAUACACGGUGCUGCUGCACGGCCUGCAGCUGCUGCUGUGCGUCAUGUCCUUCAUGCAGCCCGUGACGGAGCAGGCGUCCGUGGUCCGGGCGCGUUGGCUCCGCGAGCAGAUCCCCUUCCUCAACUACCUCUGCUUCGCCCUGCUGCCCCGCGUCCUCAGCCCACUCAUAUACGGGCUGCGGGACGAGAGCCUCCGCACCCACAUGAGGAGGGCCGUCCUGUGCUGCUCCCCCGCAAUCACCACUCAGCACAUGGGCAAACCUGCAACCCAUUAAUGCCCAGAUUUUUUUUCCCCCAGAGGUUUUUUACACAAGCAUCUAUAGUCAUCCAAAAAAUAAGAAAAGAUGGAGAAAGAGUGGUAGAGACUUUGGCAACUUUAGUUGCCUGCGGGCUUAAAUGGGUUAAAAUCAGUGAGGGGGUAGGGGUAAGUUACCCCUUCUUGAAGGUCCCCAAAAUUUUUAAAUCACUGAGAAUUUACUGCUGCAGGAGAUUAACAUGUGCUUGGUUACUGUGCAGGAUACUGUUCUUUAGGAUUAAUAAAUAUUUUAAUAUACUUAAUGUGCACAUGUCUACAGAUUCCUGGCAUCUACAUAAAUGCUACAUCAAUGCACCAGAUAAAAAUAGCAGAUGUAUGACAGAGAGGCAGCAAAAGACUCCAAGUCAAUUAAGUCAAUAUUAAUCAAAUUUCUCCAAUUGUUUUGUUGAUUUAUUUUAUACUUUUCUCCUCCGACCCCAACUCACACAAGGAAAAAAUAAUUCCAUGAAAUGUACAUGAUAAUGCAAUAUAAUCUACAGACUAACCAGAAAAUAUUGUUUGGUGGUAUUAAAUUAAUAAAAAUAAAUAUGUCAAAUGUGAAAUAUGUCUUGGAAAAACAAACAGCUGCCUCAGACGAGACUGGGUAUCAUUAUUUAACAUUUUCUUAUAUUAGGCCAAAUGUUGUUUUGUUGUCCCUACUUCUGGAUUCCCUUGGUAACGGUGUACCCUAGGUGUAAAUGUAUAUCUUUUUUAGCUGGAAUUGGUCAAUAUGCUGUAGUCUCAACGUAAUGCCAGUAAACAGGAAAAGAAGAUAAAUGUCUGCAUUGUUGUUUGUUCAUAAAUGACAAACCAUUUGUAGCAAAUAAAGUUUUUGGUUUGAAUUUACUGCAAUAAUAGAGGAAGAGGUAGAGCUUCACGUAGCAGUGAACAAUGGUCAUACAGCAUAUAAUUAUAAACAGCUGUCUUGUAAAUAUUCCACCAAUUCCAGUGUUGGAAAUGACAAAAAUUAGGCUCCCAAGAAUUGGCUACAUUUAUCUUGCAAUGAAACAUUUCAAAAGAGAACAAAUGGUUUUUAUAGGGGGAAUAUUUGUUAUGUUCAAAUGCCAGUUUGUUCUAGUUAAAGGUGGAGAAAUAAAGCAGGAGAAUAAAAAUCUACCUCUGUAUGUAUGCUAAUGAUUUGAUUAUGUUGUAAUUUCUAUGUGUAUCCUUAUUUUUAUGUUUAUUUGUUAUUAUUUUUUUUAUUAAUUGUUUAUCAUAUCCAUUCAUGUCACCACAUUUUUUAUUCAGUAAACCAUGUUCCACAUGACAUCACUGAUUCCGUGGCAUUAUUUUCACCUUGCACGAGGACACUACUCAUCAAAUA
This is a messenger RNA of Anguilla anguilla (European eel), 2298 nucleotides long. RefSeq names its product odorant receptor 131-2-like. The record is from RefSeq and is a predicted model, not a curated record. Gene Ontology annotation, biological process: G protein-coupled receptor signaling pathway. The transcript has a single exon. The coding region runs from base 1 to 954 and encodes 317 amino acids. Gene Ontology annotation, molecular function: G protein-coupled receptor activity. NCBI's taxonomy places the organism in Eukaryota, Metazoa, Chordata, Actinopteri, Anguilliformes, Anguillidae. Gene Ontology annotation, cellular component: membrane.